UAUUGCCACAACUUACUGGCGAAGCACUGUAAUUAAAAAGCAGAAAAUAAUAAAAAAUCUUUUAGUUCAAAGAGUUUGUACGUGUUUUCCGUAUCCGUGAGAAGAAACCAAUAUCUAACUAUGCCAUUCUCAAUAGUGCAAACCCGUGGGCCUAAAUGGUACGCUGAAUUAAGCAUUGUUCCUGAUUCCUGGGUUCAAGGCACUAGCCAUAAAAAAACAUAUCUGUUUUGGCCAAACGUUAAAGGAAACAUACAACAUCUAAUUACGAAUGAUAAUAGUGUUCCGGAAGAAGGAUGGACGAAACAGGAGUACAAUGCCGAAGAUCUGGAAAAAUUUGAAAAAGAUUUAGAUGAGGAAGAAUAUUAUACCCAAGUAGUAAGCUUAUUGAAACAAAAAAAUAUUGAUAAAGACAUAAACAACAGAAUGUUAGCAACCCUUGAUGCCCUUUUCGAUAGGAGUUUCUUAACAAAGUGCACAUGGACAGGUAUUUCUAAAUCAGGAACUAAAAUAGCAAUGCAUUCAUUUAUAAAUGUAGUAAAUCUUUUUAAAUGCGUAGGAAGUACUAACCUUGUGCCCGUUACAGAUGAAACGGUGAGAGGUUUCUUCAUGAAUAGAUUGAAACACGCAUUAGAACGAUCUAAGGCCAAAGGUCUACGCAAAUCAACUAGCCAUAAAAGAAAAUUAAUAUAAAUUCUUGUCUACAUUUAAGAAACAUAAAACCUUUCAUUUAUUUGCCUUACUUACUACAUAAAUCUAGCUCUAACAUUUUCUAUUUCAAUACGUGAAUUUAAACUUAGGUUAACGUGUGCAACAAUGGAAUAAGCAAAUAUUCAGAACUAUUAUCUACACUAUACGCAACUAAUUUGCAUUUAAUAUCGCCAGGAUGACAAACUAGUUCGUUAGGAUUUAAGCUCUUAAGAUCGCCAAGAAAAAUGUUUAUAAUUCUUGAUGGAAAUGGUGAUAAAAAAUAAUCCG
Molecule: messenger RNA, 975 nt
Organism: Anopheles arabiensis
Lineage: Eukaryota; Metazoa; Arthropoda; Insecta; Diptera; Culicidae
Exons: 3
Coding region: 121-690 (189 amino acids)
Source: RefSeq, a predicted model, not a curated record